Lobosporangium transversale is the source of this 3589-nucleotide messenger RNA. Its product is annotated as glycoside hydrolase superfamily. Gene Ontology annotation, molecular function: beta-glucosidase activity. The record is from RefSeq and is a predicted model, not a curated record. Gene Ontology annotation, biological process: carbohydrate metabolic process. The transcript is spliced from 7 exons. Lineage: Eukaryota; Fungi; Mortierellomycota; Mortierellomycetes; Mortierellales; Mortierellaceae. The coding region runs from base 101 to 3448 and encodes 1115 amino acids.
UCUAGAUCCACACUUUGCUCCCACUUUCUUUCCUCUCGACGAACUUCCGGCUCAAACCCUUUUUCAGGCGUCAUCUUUAAUAUAUCCCUCCCAAAAAUAAAUGCUCAAACAAGUCGCACCAUAUUUAGAGUAUUUCAAGAUGAGGGAAGGAGACAACUGGUUGACAUUUAAUGUCGAUCUUGCUUCUUUUUCUCAAUUAACUAUUGUCAACCCCUCUUUUUUCAUUUUUUUUUGCUUUCUCUCCUCCCCACUCCUUGACAGUUGCCUUUGCCCUUGGAAUCCCAUCGGCUGCUAUCUGCUAACGGCCACUCUUUGCUCGCUCUUUUGUUCCCUUUUUCUUCAUUUUUGCGCAAAACUGUCCAUCAUCCUUUGGCAAUUUUAUUGUUCCACUCUUUUUUUAUCCAUAACUUUAUCCAACUUUGGCACAUCCAUCUUCCCAUUCCCACUUUCAUUCCUUUUCCCAUUCCCAUUUUCAUCCUCUUCUCCUCACUCUUAUUCCCAUCCCAUUUCGAAAAGGUCAAUGACGAGCUCACUUCCUGAUGCUGCAGACACAGCUCCUUCCUCUCAACAGUCAGACGCAGCUUUGCCUGCCAUGACUUUUCGCUCUCAUCAUCUCAAGACACAGGAACUGAAACAUACCCAUUCAUUCUCGAGCAUAUCUUCCUAUGCCUCUUCUGUCCUGUCCGAAAGUGACCAAUCCUCGCCUCCAUCCUCCUCAGAGGAAGAGCGGGUGGUUGGUACCAAAAAGAAUAACAGAAGGAAGCCCGGUGGAGGCACCCCAUUGCGCCCUGCGGGCAAAGCACACGAUUGGUACUCAGGUGGACCGAUCACCUCACAAGGGCGUUGGUUCAGGGAUUCGCAGAACAGAACCUUGCUGCUCCGAGGUGUCAAUCUGUGUGGUAACUCCAAGCUACCAACAACACCCAAUGGCAGUUCUCAUUUGAGUGAAGGGUUCUUUGAUCAUCGCAAUGUCUGUUUUCUCAAUCGCCCCUUUCCACUGGAUCAGGCAGACGAGCACUUUUCGAGGCUGAAACGAUGGGGUUUGACAUUUGUACGUCUUCUAGUGACUUGGGAGGCACUAGAACACUCUGGACCUGGUAUUUAUGAUGAAAAAUUCAUCGAUUCAUUGAUCGAAUUAAUUAAGCUGAUGCCGAAGUAUGGCAUCAAGUGCUUUAUUGAUCCACAUCAGGACUGCUGGUCUCGAUUUUCAGGCGGAUCUGGUGCACCAGGUUGGACAUUUGAGGCUGCGGGGCUGGAUAUGACAAAAUUCAAAGCCACAGGAGCAGCAUAUGUGCACAACACUAACCAAUCGGCGGGAGAUUCACCACCAAUGGUGUGGCCUACCAAUUAUACCAAACUCGCCGCCAGCACCAUGUUCACGCUCUUCUGGGGCGGAGAUGUGUUCGCACCCAAAAAGUUUUACCAGGGAGAACCAAUUCAGCAGUUCCUACAAAACAGAUAUUUGGAGUGCUAUCAACAUCUUGCAAGACGAUUAGCUCAUCUAGAUGCCGUUAUUGGAUUUGAGGUCAUGAACGAGCCACAUCAUGGGUAUAUUGGUCUCGAAAAUCUCAAGAAAUAUGACUUCAACUCCAAUCUUUUCUUUGGCGACUGUCCCUCUGCUUUAGAGGGAUUUGCGCUGGGCGCUGGCAUGACGCUCCCAAUCGAAGUUUGGGUGAAAUCAUGGCCUAUGCCUACAAAGAAACACAAGACAAGGCUAAUCAAUGAGGAGAAAGAGUCAGCUUGGUUUGAUGGCGAGUGUCUCUGGAAGCAGCAUGGUGUCUGGAGUGUGAAUCCUAAGACGGGGCAACCUCAGGUGGAUAAACCCAAUUAUUUCUCUAAACACCCAAUCACUGGAGCAAAGGUCGAAUUUUCAAGCUUUUAUCUAGAUUUUAUUGGGAAGUACUCACGAGCUAUUCAAAGUGUCCUCCCUUCAGCCUUCGUCUUUGUUGAACCUAUCCCGAAUGAGCCUCCUCCAGUUUGGGGCCCUAACGAUCAUGACGAAAACAUUGUUUAUGCACCCCAUUGGUAUGAUUUACAUUCACUCUUCAAUAAGGCCUUUGAUGGCCGUAUUACCCAUGACGUGCAGGGUUUGAGUAAGGGAAUGAAUGUAAUUUCGGCAACAUACUUUGGCCUGAAGGGAGCCAGGAAGAACUAUCGUGGGCAGCUGUCCAAUAUCUUGAACACUGGAUUACAAAAUGUUGGUAACAAACCAUGCAUUAUUGGCGAAUGUGGAAUUCCCAUGGAUAUCAAUCAGCGCAGAGCAUUCCUCAGCGGCGACUAUGGUCAUCAUUCGAAGUUUUUGGAUGCUGUCUUAUCUUCUCUGGAAGCGAACCUAUUAAACUUCACGUUAUGGAAUUACAAUGCCACCAACGAUAAUACCCACGGCGAUCACUGGAAUGGAGAGGAUUUCUCCAUCUUUUCAUUAGAUUCGCCUCAAUGCUCACCAGAUCCUUAUCGGGGCCGAUCUCCUGGAUCAGAUUCUCGUCAAACACUGAGGCAACAGGCACCCAACUUUGCGAAGGAGGUCAUGAAGCGUUCAGCUACAUCCACUGCAGAAUUCACAGCCAAAAUGAAAAUUGAUCAUACCGAUAGUGAAACCACUCUUACACAACUCGAUUCAGAGACAAAGCAAGUUGCUCAAAUCAGUCAGUCUGAGGACCUGGCCGUUCAUAAUGAAGAGGAAGAAGUAAUCGAUAUGGACUCACCGUUCGAUCGAUCAUACUUUCGCUUUGAGGAUGAACAAUCGGACGAUGGUCGCUAUCAUGAGUCGCAUAUUGGAGGGCGAGCUCUAGAUGCUAUUGUUCGACCCUAUGCAGCUAAAGUCGCUGGAGAACCCAUAUCGAGCGAGUUUGAUCUUGCAACACUGCGGUAUACAUUCCGGUUUUGUAACUACCUUCAGCCACCUGCCCCUAUUGUCCAUGUGACUACACACGAAACUCCAAAUACUACAUCUACUUCAUCAGACUCACAUAAUAACAGCGGCUCAGUACCUGUCAACUCACUGGGUUUACCAUACUCGAACCCAGAGAUGAACUCUUCGUUCAUUGGACAUCCCCCUGAAGGAACAGUGCUGGCAUUUGAGACAGAGAUCUUUGUACCAUCGUACCAUUAUGAUGAAAUGGAUAUAGAGAUUCUUGUAAGCGAUGGUGACUGGCGAUAUGUAAAGGAACGGCAAACUUUGUAUUAUAGACACAAAGAUAUGAAACCCGGUGCAAUACACUCGAUCCAGAUCAAGCCUUUGAUAACUAGCUCAGUAUCGACCAAGGUUGGAAACGGAUCAUCCUCAUCUCUUGCCAAAUCCGCAACGACACCAGACGCUAACAAUCGUAGCAAAGUGUUAAAGGGUGAUACAAAGGAGCCAUCCAAACUGAAAUAUGAAGAGGCAUAUGGUGGGGGUAGACCUCCCAAGCCAGAAGGCGAGACUGGUUGCGUGUGCACCAUCAUGUAGGAACAUAGAUAGGAAAAGAUAGAACAAAAACCUUCCUAACCAUCCUUCACGAACUCGCCCAAGUGGCUUUCGCCGUAUUCCUAUGAUACCCGAAACUUUUUGAUCCAAAGUAAUAAAAAUAAUAAAAAGCAUAAACAGAUA